AUGGCACUCAAUUGGGCGACGCUCAGCCCUGCUCGCCAACCUACUCCACUGCCAAAUGAGCUCACUCUCCGCACCAUCGACUCUGGGGUUGAACUCACCCUCUUCAUACCCGAUGCGCCUCCCAGCGGUAGUACGACAUCAGGCGGCUCCGGUGGUGUGAAGAAGCUCAAGGAAAAUGGGAGGAUAUGGUUGACCGAUCAGCGAUUGAUCUUCGUCUCGGAUCUACCCGCGAAAGGUCCCCCCUCCUUCGAGUCACUCUCCGUCCCCCACCCCGCGCUCCUGUCCACAAAGUUCGAGCAGCCGCGCUUCGGCGCGAACUACCUCUCCUUGGAGAUCCGCGCGUCCCCGGGAGCUGGCCUCGUCGACGGCACGCGCGCCGAAAUCCGCCUCAAGGACAAGGGCAUGUUCGAGUUCGCCAGUUCUCUCGAGAAGACGCGCGAGCGCGCGAUCUACAUGAAGCGACAAUCUGCCGAGGACGAGGAUGGCCUGCGUAACACACCUGGACCGAGCGGGGCGUCGUCACCCUACGUGCCCGCUGACAUCCCGUCAGAGAACCCGCCGGGCUACGACGACUAA
Molecule: messenger RNA, 576 nt
Organism: Trametes versicolor FP-101664 SS1
Lineage: Eukaryota; Fungi; Basidiomycota; Agaricomycetes; Polyporales; Polyporaceae
Exons: 3
Coding region: 1-576 (191 amino acids)
Biological process (GO): positive regulation of DNA-templated transcription
Cellular component (GO): nucleus
Molecular function (GO): transcription coactivator activity; chromatin DNA binding
Source: RefSeq, a predicted model, not a curated record